Messenger RNA from Podarcis raffonei (Aeolian wall lizard), 6252 nucleotides. It is a transcript of the gene LZTS1, whose product is annotated as leucine zipper tumor suppressor 1. Gene Ontology annotation, biological process: regulation of dendrite morphogenesis; regulation of synaptic plasticity. The record is from RefSeq and is a predicted model, not a curated record. Bases 262 to 2100 code for a protein of 612 amino acids. NCBI's taxonomy places the organism in Eukaryota, Metazoa, Chordata, Lepidosauria, Squamata, Lacertidae. The transcript has 4 exons. Gene Ontology annotation, cellular component: dendritic spine.
GCGCGAGAGGAGCAGCCCUGGCCGGGCCCGCGGCGAGAGGAGGAGGAGGAGGAGGCAGCGGCGCGAUCGCCCGUGCUUGGCGCUCCGGAGGUGGCAGCAGGCUGCAGCGGAGAGGCAGCUUCAGGUUUAUUGCUCCUUGGCACAGCAAGGCUUCUGCUAUGACCACAACACCAGCCUUCUCUCCCAACAGUGAGGACAUUCUCUUAGAAGACCCACCCAGGGUGCCCUCCCUUCUGUGCAUGCCCUUCACCCAGGACCAUCAUGGGAAGUGUCAGUAGCCUCAUCUCAGGCCACAGCUUCCAUAGCAAGCACUGCCGGGCAUCCCAGUACAAACUGCGGAAGUCUUCCCACCUGAAGAAGCUGAACAGAUACUCAGACGGACUGUUGAAAUUUGGCUUCUCUCAGGAAACUGUUCACAAUAAGUCCAGCUCCAAGGGCAACAAGAAUGAGGACUUUUUUUACAUCAAGGUCAACCAGAAGGCUCACCGGACGGACUACACCCCGCUGUCUGGGGGGGAGCUGGGAGGCCAGGCUGGGAGGAGCAGCGUGGACUAUGGCACCCCGACGCCACCCAAACUGAAGCCAGUCUCCAACCAGAUAGAACUAGCCACUGACAAGAGUGCUACGAGGCCCACAGCCUUCAAGCCUGUUCUCCCUCGCUCCAGCACAGUCCUCCACUCUUCUCCAGAGCACGGCAACCAUGUUCCCCAGAAGCUCCAAUCGCAGGAGAAAGCCAAGGAUCCGGACGCUAAGCCUGCUCUGUGCUCCGGAGGACUGUCAGACUCAGGACGAAACUCCAUGUCUAGCCUCCCCACGCACAGUACAGCCAGCAGCUACCAGUUGGACCCCCUUGUCGCUCCCGUGGGACCCAUCAGCCGAUUUGGGGGCUCUGCCCUGAACAUCACUCAGUGCGCCAUCCUGCAGGACAGUAACAUGAUGAGCCUGAAGGCCUUGUCCUUCUCGGAUGGGGGCACCAAGAUCCUGAACCCUGGCAAAAUGUCUGCUGCUCCCCACCCGGGCGAGAAGAACUCCUGCGUCCGCUCGCCCAUCUCCACGGAGGAGUCGGCCAUCCAGGAGUUGGAGCAAAAGCUUCUGGAGAGGGAGGGGGAGCUUCAGGAGCUGCAGUGCAGCUUUGAGGAGAAGGAGAUCACCUCCUGCCAAAGCUACGAGGAAAAGCAGAGGCGCUGCAGGGACGAGAUGGAAGGGCUGAAGCAGAAAUGCAACAGCAGGCUCAAGCAGGCCUCGCAGAAGAGCCACAGAGCCCAGCACCUGCUGCAGCUGCAAGUGUUCCAGUUGCAGCAGGAGAAGCAGCAGCUCCGGGAGGAACUGGCCAACCUGAUGAAGGAGCAGGACCUCCUGGAGGCCAAGCUGAGGUCCUAUGAGAAGGAAAAGACCAACUUUGCCCCAGCGCUGGAGGAGACUCAGUGGGAGGUGUGCCAGAAGUCUGGUGAAAUCUCUCUCCUGAAGCAGCAGCUGAAGGAAUCCCAGACAGAGCUCAACAGCAAGACCAACGAGGUCCUCAACCUGAAAGCUCAGCUGAAGGACGUCCGGGCAAAGAUGGAAUUGCUAGAUAUGAAAAUCCAGGACCUGGAAGAUUCCCUGCGCGCCAAGGCUAUGGAGCUGGAGGUGUGCGAGAACGAGCUCCAGCGCAAGAAGAACGAGUCGGAGCUUCUGAGGGAGAAGGUGAACCUGCUGGAGCAGGAGAUCGCAGAGCUGCGGACGGAACUCACCAUCCUCAGGGAGCAGAUGAAGUGUGGGGCGGCCUCCGCGGGCCUGGAGGGGAGCAUGACGGAGGAAGCGCAAGCCCUAUGGCGGGAAGUGGAGAAGCUGAAGGCCGAGCUGGGGGAGGCUCAGGAUAGCAACCAGCAGAUGACGGCCGGCUUCCAACAGGAGCGGCAGACCUGGAAGGAGGAGAAGGAGAAAGUAAUCCACUACCAGAAGCAGCUGCAGCAGAGCUACCUGCACAUGUACAAACGGAACCAGAACCUGGAGAAGAUGCUCCAGCAGCUGGCCUCAGGGGAGGAUGGCAAAGAGCCUUUAGACCUUGACCUCCAUGGAACUGAUGUCCCUUAUGAGGACAUCAUUGCCACUGAAAUCUGAAGGGUUCUGCGUCGUCUUGCCCGCUCUGGAGAGGAGAUACGUCUUUCAACUGGGGGGGAGGAGAUUGUGUGUGUACAGUCCAGGAGAACCACCUGUUUUCUUGGUUGAGGUCCUUUGCCUGGCCAAAAUGGAUCGCCAGCUGUUGUCCUGCCACAUGUUAAUGGUGUGAGGCACCAACCCCAACCCUGUCAUGCCCAAUGCAUCCUUCUGGGAGCGCUAUCCCGACUAGAGCAUUCCAGUGAGAAAUAAAAAGGGAAGUGGGGGGGGGCCUUACCAGUCGACCAUUCUGUCAGGAUAGAAUCAAAGCAGCAGCUGAUUUCAGUGGAGAAUAUGCAAUAAUCUCCAUGCCAAUUACCACAGGUGGCUGCUUCUUGCCCAUGACCCAGAUAUCAGUUCCCAAGGGCUACUGGAGUGCCAGCCAUAGCAAAUGCCAUUAUAGCUCUCCUGCAGCCACUAAACUAUGGGAUGAGGCCUGUUCAUGCUCCGCAAGCCUCUCUGUUGCCAUGUGAGAAGACAUUUUUAGGGGGGAAGUGCAGGAUUUGGCCACUUGUUCCUUUGUUAGAGUCCGUCAUCACAGGCUGUCAAGAAUAUCCUGCAAAUUCUUAUUGACCAGGGAUACGUAAGUGGUCAGGGCCGGCCCUACUAUUAGGCAAUGUGAGGGAUCUGCCUUAGGUUGCAGAUGCUGAGGGGGCCAGGAGUGGUGGAGAGCUGUGUGUGCCAGGCAGCCUGCCCUGCAGCUCCUAAGGUGGCCUGUUGCCCUCAGGUGUGGUGGAAGACACCAUAGUUGAAGCAAAAUUCAGUUGCCUGCCCAGUCAGCUUCUAUACAUGGAAUACAGAGACAAGAAUAUAUCUUGUCCUUUUCCUCAGAGAGGAUAGCAAUAGGAUUCUGAGAUACUUGGGGAUCAGAUGGAAUGUAAGGCAUUUAUGUGUUUUCUCAUCUGGGAGAGAACAACCCUGUUCCACUGGUUGCCUGUGGAGGACCCUCUUUCUCCAGCAUACUUCUCCGGUCCAAAAUAAUGGGCUAGUGUUCUAGGCUACUAGAAGCCAUAAACUGGCAAAUCAGCCACCAGAUCUUCCUUGUCAUUGCUUGGCAUUGCCUCUUCCAUGAGCAAGUAAAAGCUGAGAGAGAGGUCUAUUUUUAUUUAAUGUGGGAUUGGGAACUGAAAUGGUGUGUGUGUUGAAUGGGAAUGUUUAUAUUCAGUUAUCGAAAAUGUGAAUAUUUUUAUGGAGUUUUUGGGAAGGCUUGUUUUUGGCUAAUAUCUCGUGUUUACUGUCCGCAUUACCUGCCCUCUGUUUUGCCAAUAGGGUUCAGUCUGCACUAUUUCUAACAGUAUUGCGCCUUUUAAACAGUCAUAGUUCUCCCCAAAGAAUCUUCGAAGCUAUAGUUAAGGGUUUCUGAGAGUUAUUGAGAGACACCUAUUCCCCCUGCAGAGCUACCGUUCUCAGAGUGAUUUAACAAUCAGCCCUUCUUCCUGGUGAACUCCCGUAAUUAUAACUCUUUGAGGGGAAUAGGGCGUUUCCUAACAACUCUGAUCACCCAUAACAUACUAAAGUUUCCAUGAUUCUUUGGCGGAAGCUAUGCUUGCUUAAAAUGGGAUAAUGCAGCUUUAAAUGAAGGUGUGACCUUCAAAGGGUAUUUUGAACCCACAGCAAACCACCCCCUUCCUUUAUUGAGACACCCCAGGAGCUGUGAAAUGCAGAUGGAAUAGGACAGAGGAAGGACUAGGCCAGACUGGUACAGCAAAGUGGAGUUCUUAAUGUAGUAAUUCUGGAACACAAACAGUUGGAUCAAAAGGUUUAAAACUCUCCUCAGGGGCAAAAGAAUUGAUCAGUUAACAAUCCGAAGCAGCACCUGUUCCAGACAGGCACUUCUAAGUUCUCUGCCUUUGUAUGGAGCUCCUCAUCCCAUGAGAGCCCCAAACCAACCACGUAAAAAGCUAGCAGAGAACCUGCUUCUGCCCCACUGGCUGUGGAAAGAGCCUGCCUGUUGCCAGGGCGAUACAGGGCAGGCUGUAUCUCAGUUCACCUAUCCUUUUAUAAAAGCGCAAACUAGGUAGGUUACCUUUUAAAUGUGAACUAAAUUGAAUUCCACCUCCAUCCCUAGUUGCUGCUGUGAAACGUACAGCAAACUUCUUGCAGGGUGGCAGCUCUGCAUGGUAUGUCCCACCUCAUUCGACUUUCUGGAGGAAUAGAAAGGAUGUCAGUCCGGCUUGAGGUAGAAGUGGAGAGUCUUUUGCUUCCUCCAUUCCUCCUCUGUGGGGAAAAGCUCCGCAGAUCACUCUCAGCUUGCAGUGGUGAUUAAAAGAAUCACUCUUGGGCUUGUGAACACGAAGCCCUGACAGUGUUACCGUCCCCUCUUCUCUGCCUGCCUCCCAGCCAGCUAAUUGGGUUUAUGCACAUAUGUUUCUGAUUAGCAGAAUUUGCAUUGUUAAUUGCAGUCUCAAAACCAGCCUGCUCCCUGGUGAACCACCAGUGACCCCAUGGGGUUAAUAACCUCUGAGUGGGAGGGGCUUGGUGUAGCCUGCUUGCCAUAUCCUGCUGAUCCGAUCAACUUUCCCCAGUGCCCGCCUGCUGUCUUUCUCCUCCCCUCCAUCUACCUCACCUAAGGGCAGGAGACCAGCUGUUGGCAGACAUCAUUAAAAUGGGAGCCUGUUUUCCUAUUUAAGCCUCAAAGGCAUCUUUUGUGAGAGGGCAGAACACCUCCGGUACAAUUUUGCAUUUGCCCCAAAGGCUUAGCUCAGCUCCUCCAGAUGACCUGUUUAUUGAGCAUCCCGUCAUGAUUUGUGCCUAAACAGAAGUUAGGCUAUGUCUGGUCUUCAUUCGAACAUUCAUUCUGAUUUCUUUGCCAGGAGAUUAUACAACGAUUAGCAUUGGUCCUUAAUUCAUCCUGAUUUGGUGGUGAUAAUUGUUUGUUCAUCCCACAUUUGCCAGUGCACCUCCCCAUUCACUUUCCCAACUACAAAAAGUCAGUUUUGGGAGGUGGGUGGGUGUUUAAGUAGAUGUGUUAGACUCGGGCGACUGAGUGCUUUAAUCAACUUUAAUUGUGCAAUCCUAAAUUUCAGUUGUGCUCCUGCAGAAUACUGACGGUGUGGAGGUGGCCUGUGUUUGGAUCACCUGGUGCAAUUUUAUUGUUUUUCUUAAAAGUGUAGUGCCUGUAGUAUUUUUCUUCCAUAAGUAAUGGAACCAGGGAUUAACUAUAAAAGAGGCAGCGGGUGUUCCCUUCACAUAUUUCCCGUUAUCCCUUGCUUCCCUAGCUUUUGGUCACAGCACAUUAAGAUCUUUGGCCGCACCGACAGUUUAGGAAACUUAGCAGGUGGCUUAAAGAAGCCUUGUUUGUCUGCUUCCAUGCUCCACCGCAUCUACAAGCAGAAACUUCCAAAAGAGAGCAAUAAUUUGUCAUGUAAAAGAAUUGGAUCUCACCAGUUCCCUUCCUUGUCCCCCAUCCGCACCAGUGGUUUGAGCUGAUUGUGUACAAAUAUUUUGAAGUCUUCUCGAGAACACAUUCAUUCCCACAGUCUCACUGCCAGUGGGGAUGAUGAUUUGAGCAUUUCAAAUCUGAAUGGUGAUUAUGUGUUUUUAAUAUUGAAAGCAGCAAUGACAGCAACUCUACUAGUGCUUUAAAAUAAACACAUGACCCUAACUGUGCGGCCAGGUAAAUUAGUCAUUGUGGUCUUCGUAUCGGAGAACACAAAAAACAAUGGCAGGAGUUUGCAGCAGGUUAUUAUUAUAAUAUAUUUUUACCCUUCUUUCUUUGAUCAUGAAUUCCAUUUUCUUUUGAGACAUUGGGCUCCCUUCCCUGACCUUGAGUUUUUAUGAGUUGACAUUUUUUGUGUUUGGGUACCACAGUAAACUAUGGUUUAUUGUGGUGGGAAUGAGACACACUGAGUCUUAGAAAGGAGAUUGGAAGGCUUUUUCCCCUUCUGUUUUUAAUUGACUGCAACUUGGUGCAUUAUCCAAACCUGAGAACCCAUUGUUAAUCUCAACAAUGAUUUGUUUUGAACAGGUCAACUUAAAGCCAUGAUUUAUUAAAAUGCCCUGCUCCAAACAUGCCCUCAUCUGCUCCCUAACCAUGUUGACUUUUAACAAGCAUGUAUUUGGAACUCUGCAGAGGAAAAGAGGCUGCAGAAAUUUUUAAUAGCGAAUCAACUUGAA